This is a messenger RNA of Yarrowia lipolytica CLIB122, 1851 nucleotides long. RefSeq lists its product as uncharacterized. NCBI's taxonomy places the organism in Eukaryota, Fungi, Ascomycota, Dipodascomycetes, Dipodascales. The record is from RefSeq and is a predicted model, not a curated record. Gene Ontology annotation, molecular function: polyubiquitin modification-dependent protein binding. Gene Ontology annotation, cellular component: VCP-NPL4-UFD1 AAA ATPase complex.
AUGAAACUCGUUGCAUACACUUGGGCUAACAAAUACAGCGACAAAAUCACUCUGCCAGCGGACGUUCUGGACUCCCUAGUGGCGGAGUUUGGAGAUGAACUGCCUCGCCCACUGCUCUUCACAAUCAAAGCACGUGAUCCAAAGAACCCACGUGACUCGCACUUGACUACGGUCGGAGUCAAGGAAUUCACUGCCGAAUCGGGAACGGUCGGAGUGCCACAGAUCGUCCUGGAGAACAUCAGGACGGAAACAGGAGCCAUCCUCGAUGUGACCGUAUCACGUGACAUCCCGCUUGCUACCGACAUGACUCUCAAGCCCCGUGAUCAAUACCAGGUCGACAACUACGAGGCUCUGCUCGAGGCUGCAUUAAGGGCAAGUUACACUGCGCUGACAGUCGGUCAGAACAUUGUGAUCAGGAAUCCUUCUGAUGCGUCGCGUGAUCUUGAGUUUGUGGUAGAAAGCCUCUCUCCCGCGUCUACUGUUUGCAUUGUUGAUACUGACGUUAAUCUGGAUGUCCUGGUCCCUGUGGGAGUGGACAAUGGCCAGAUUGCUAGUGCUGGGUCUUACAAGACUCGUGAUACUGCUGCGGAUCUCGCAAGUCUAGACUUUAGCACCAUCACUUCGCUGCCAUUUUCAUCUGGGCCAUCCAAGCACAGGAUUUCUCUUGAGAAAUUCCCCCACAUUACCAUUGCUUCUUUCAGAGCUUUCAUUGGCAUCUCUCAGGACACUUGUCCGUCCAGUUUCAUCUGGUCGACAUUGGACGGUUCGGUGGACAUUCAAGCGAGCAAUCCUUUCGGCCAGGAGCUGUACAUAUGGAGCGAAGAUGAGCUCAAGAUAGAGAAUCAUGCAAUUGAAAUCGAAGAUGGUGAUCAUGAAAUGGCAGAUGGUGCCCCUGCCAAUUCAACCAAGUGUCCCACUUGUAACAAUUACAUUCCCGACCAAAGUUACACUCUGCAUUCCAACUUUUGCGCCAGAAACAACAUUCCUUGCGACCAGUUUGACGUCUGUGGUCAUGUGUUUAAGAGAGGAGAGCCACGCGAGUCUCAUUGGCACUGUCAGUCGUGUGACAAGUUUGGAGACGGUUCUGACGCUCACGACACUCAUGUUCACUACUCUCAUACUACGCCGCAGCCCUGUGCUUGUGGCUUUCAAGCCUCUAACCACAUCACUCUCGCCCUCCACAGCCACACUGAGUGUCCGCUGACGCUUCAUGAGUGUCGAUUCUGCCAUCUUCGAGUCCCGCGUGACGUGGCUUCUCCCCGUGACUUGAUUUCGGGAUACUCAGGCCAUGAGAGUGCCUGUGGAGCCAAAACCACCGACUGUCACGUGUGCAAGAAGCCUGUGCGUCUGAGAGACUUGUUGAGUCACCAGAAGCUGCACACGCUGGCUACUCGUGACAAGAUUGCUCCAGAGCUUUGCUCCAAUACUCUCUGCAUUCGAGGUCGAGGCAACAAUGCGCUUGAGCUCUGUGACACCUGUUUCGGACCUCUCUAUUCGUCUGUCAACGACCCCACGGGUUCUCGACUCAAGUCUCGUGUUGAAAGACGUUAUGUGAUUCAGCUGACCAAGGGAUGCGGUAAAAGCAGUUGCAGAAACUCAUAUUGUGUUUCUUCCGGGCUGCUUGCCAAACCCACCAUGGCCCAGGUGAUGGGUCUUAUCAAGGAGAUUCCAGCUCCCAGUUUCUGCGUCGACGAGAAGACCACCAAGCGCAAGAACUUUGUCGACUUCCAGGCUGAGAACUCGCAUUAUUCCCGAGAGUGGCUGUCUGUGGCCAUUGAGGAGAACAAGGGCAACGAGCAAGAGGCCGUGAAGUGGUUGGAGUACAAUGCUCCAAAGGAGAUCACUGUAUAG